GCUGUUCUGUGCAGGCAGGCAGGCGGUUGAGGACAGGCCCGUUUCUUUGUCAGGCUAGGCCUUGUAGCCAUCAUCACGUCUCCAUAAAGCUUGUUCGUUCUGGUUUUCGGUCUGUGAAUUUUAAUGUGUUAGUGCUUGUGUUGUACUUCAGCUAAUGAAACCAGCUCAGUUGGAUCUAAUAAGCAUCUGUUGUAUCCAUACUCGUCUAGAUCAACCUGAAUAACGGGGCUUUCUAACGACCGCCAUAGUUGGAUGUGUGUAGGCUUAAUAUAUCCACUAUGGGUGCCGCGUCGUAAGGAUGUAGCCUUUUUUCUGACAUCUUUUUUAGUGUAGCCUCUAAUGGACAUUUUGAAUUCUCUACUUUAGGGCUACGCUACUUAUUCUGCUAAUGAUUCCACUUGAUUCCAGUGGAAGUAAGGAAGGCUAAAAGGAUUAUACACAACAGAUGGACAAUGCAUUCUAUUACGAUGGUUUUAAUAGUGAAAUAUUUCGCUUGAUUGUUACUGUGGUGUUAUUUUCCUGUUGUAAAGGAAUAAGUAUAAACUAGCUUUUUUUUUUCACUAAUCGUCUGUAGCAGUGGACAUUUUAACAGAAUCUCUGUUCUUUUUUGCUCUGAUUAUACACAAAUAUAGUUCAAAAUGAGUAACGAUUUAGAAGCCUUGCGGCAAGAAACAGAACAGUUAAAGAACCAAAUUAGAGAAGCCAGAAAAGCAGCUGGUGAUACAACUCUAGCACAAGCAUGCAGCGGAGUGGAAGCAGUAGGCAGGAUACAGAUGAGAACCAGGAGGACGCUCCGGGGUCAUCUCGCAAAAAUCUAUGCCAUGCAUUGGGCUUCAGACUCUAGAAAUUUAGUGUCAGCUUCUCAAGAUGGUAAAUUAAUAGUCUGGGAUGGCUACACAACAAACAAGGUUCAUGCCAUCCCACUUCGCUCAAGCUGGGUGAUGACCUGUGCCUAUGCUCCCAGUGGCAAUUUUGUGGCUUGUGGAGGUUUAGACAACAUCUGUUCAAUUUAUAGCCUGAAAACACGUGAAGGAAAUGUUAGGGUCAGUCGAGAACUCCCGGGGCAUACUGGAUAUCUAUCAUGCUGUCGUUUCAUUGAUGAUAACUCCAUUGUUACUAGUUCAGGAGAUAUGAGUUGUGCUUUAUGGGAUAUAGAAACUGGUCAGCAAACAACUUCUUUUACUGGGCACACAGGUGAUGUGAUGAGUCUAUCCACAUCCCCCGACUUUAGGACAUUCGUCUCAGGGGCUUGUGAUGCUUCAGCCAAAUUAUGGGAUGUAAGAGACGGAAUGUGCAAACAAACCUUCUCAGGCCAUGAAUCAGAUAUUAAUGCAAUUACUUAUUUUCCCAACGGACAUGCGUUUGCCACUGGUUCUGAUGAUGCCACAUGCCGCCUGUUUGAUAUUCGUGCGGACCAGGAGAUUGGCAUGUACUCUCAUGACAAUAUAAUCUGUGGCAUCACGAGUGUGGCCUUCUCAAAAUCUGGCCGCCUGUUGCUGGGCGGUUACGAUGAUUUUAAUUGUAAUGUCUGGGAUGUGCUCAAGCAAGAACGCAUUGGUGUUCUUGCUGGUCAUGACAAUCGUGUCAGCUGUUUGGGUGUGACUGAAGAUGGCUCUGCUGUGGCCACAGGAUCUUGGGAUAGCUUUUUGAAGAUCUGGAACUGAUGUGGAUGUGGUUAUUUAGCCACACAGUCAGUGCCAUUUCAUACCACCCAUCACACCACCAAAUGCCACAUGCGCCACUCCAAAUUGUCAGUCAUUUUGUCGCAACUUUAUUUCUACACUUUAGUUCUUACACUUGCUUCCAUAUAUUUUCACAAAAUUGACAACAUUAAUUAUAUCAACAUUUUAGUUUUCAAACACAAGAACUUUUAUUUAAACAGACAAAACUAAACACAAAUUCAGCAGGUAUUUGAGCCAUGAGUAAAGCUCUAUGGAUAAAAAUCUAGCUACAAAACUACAAUAUUGAAUAUGACUGUGUGUGAAGAACGACAUUUCGUAUGAUCAUCAUUUGAAUUGUGAAGAAGAAAUUUUGUAGGGCACUGCACAUUUCUGACAAUUUUGUCCACCAGUGUGUAUUAGUAGUAGUUUACUUAAUUUUUUAUGUUUUGAAUGGGUUACUUUUCAAAUCUCCUUGCCCCAUUUCACAACAUUGACAGACAUUUAUCAAAGACUAGGAGUUAACUUAUUUUUAACUCAAAGAGGAUGAUUUCUAGUACAGCAUGGAAGGAAUAGAUAUUUUGAGAAGAAAGUACUGUUUCAUUUAGAAAGUAGUAUUGGAAACAAGGCAAGUCUACAGUGUUUCUGAUUUUGAUCAUGAGGAACUUUAAAAAUAUAGCCUACCCACGUUGUCAGAUUGUGUUUCUGUGAGUAGAAGUGUGAUUUACUGAUGUAAUGCAAAAACAGAUGCUAUUGGAAGGAACCAUUUUCAUACAGUUUCAUUUAAUAAUUGGAAAAGAGAAUUUUUAACCAUGUUUCACAUAAGAUACAGGGAAUGACAAUUGUGCCGAUUGCUUACUGGUUGUCAGAUUUACUGGUUAUCUUAGAAUAACAAAUUUCCUCUAGUAAUCGUGGAACAAGCUCAUGUGGUUAUUGUACAAGCACAAAACACUGCUUUCAACAACUGGCUAUAAAGCAGCUCUCUUGAGAACCAUCAAAAUUACAGUAGCAAAACAUAACUGAUAUUCCUUCCCUAGUCUUGCUCAUCAUGUUGUCAUGGACUCUAUCUGGGCCAGGUAACAUGACAUCAUCCUCAUGCGACAUGACUCUGACUUACCUGCCUAGCUGUGUGUGUCGGUGAUGUGGUUGAUGAUGGGCUGCCUCUUUGGAGUAUUUUACUCUUUGUUCAAUUUAUAUGAACAUUCAUGUUUUGUUUUUCCUGUUAAUACUAUAAAUAAAUACAUGUUUAGUUGUGUGUCUGUGGCUUGAGAACUGUUUAGAAUUUUUAUUUUUAAGUAAAAAUUAAAGAAAUUUAGUAUGAUUUGAUUUAAGCAAUUAGAUAUCGACCUAAAUCUAUUUUCAUUUCUGGAGACUUUGUAGUCUCUUGCAAUUUUUAUGAGACAAAGCAAUUUAGAACCCUAUAAUUUACUAAAGUUGAUAAUUUAAACAUACAUGAUCAUUCCAUGAAAAAAUGUAACAUCAUAAAAUCAAUUUGAAAUAAAAUUGUCACCAAAUGCUUGUAUCUUCUGUUAAACCUUGUUUGGGUUCUAAUUGUUAGUAACUUUCUCAGUCCUGGUCACAUUAUCUGUCUAGUCCUGGACACAUCAACGCCAGUUUGGCUUAGUGGAAAAGUAUUUAGGCUGCUUGGUUGUAUGAUGACUGAAUCAAAUUAGUAAGGGAAGAAAUAUGCACUAUCAUUUUAGGUGUUAGAAUGUGCCUGGAUGCUCUUGUCAUAAUCUAUCAAUCAUAUGUAUGCCUCUUGUAGACAUAAAUUUAUGUCCAAUUACAUCUAUAAAAUGCAUUUCUGUUAGUGUGUUAAUAUAUAUUUAUGUAUUACCUUUUUUGUUUGGUUUGAUUCAAAGUGAAAAAAAAUAUAUUGUGGAGUAUGUAAACUUAAUAAAAAGUUUAAUGAAUAUGCUCUAAUACUUUUUUUUUUACUUUUUUUAAAGCAACUAUUUUUGUUCAUCAAAUUUGUUUAAUUCUUACAGUAUGCUUCAAUAUAGAGUAGUCUUUCUUGCUACUUUUUUUAAAAAAAUAACAUUCUGUUGUGUUUGUAUAUCAUAGCACAUGCUAUGUCAAGACAGGAUAAUUUUUUUCUGUUCACAGUAUUCAUAUUUCUUUAUGGUUUUGUCUACUCAUAUAGAGCAAAAAGCGAUACAAAUCUAUUUUUGUUCUGGUAUAUAUCAUUUAAGUUUACUUUGUUUUGACAGUAAAGGUGUUUAUUGUGCCAGUUUUGUAUGUUGUCUAAUAAAUAUCUUUGAGAUUAGUGAGUUCAACUGUAGUACUUAUACUGUGUUAUACAGCUAUGUAAAGUGCAUAAAUAAUAAAAAAAAAUUUCAGUCAUAAUAUCACUGAGACAUCUUUUUUUUUCUAAAAUUUCUACUGUAAAUUAGCAGGAUAAUAAACAGUUUUUAAAAAUAAUUGUCACCUUAAAAUGUUCUUAAAAGUUCAGUGUUUUUUUUUGUUUCAUUCAGUGUUUGUAUUUGAAAGAAAAUUGUGAAGAUCUGGAGUCAAUGAUACAUGAAAUAAUGCCUUAUGUAAUCAAAUAAGUUAAGAGGUAAUAGGUGUGGUAUUGAAAUCAAGAUGAAGAAGCAGUCUAUGACAGCUGGGGGCUGUUCACACACCAAAAGUUAGGCCAGUGACACUUGAUUUACUUAGUGCCAUAAGUUAGCAAGGACACUGAUAUAUUUUUCUUUACGUGGUGCAUGAGAUCCAAGUGCCAUGGUAAUAAAAAUUAACAUUGGGUUUAGCAAGUAAAUUGGUGCACAUUAUUCAGUUCUUGAUAUUGUUAGAAUAUUCAGUUGGGUGUGUGAAGUGGUUUGGAAUCUUGGUUUGUCUUGUUUUACUUAACCAUGUGCAGCCUAUUGGGUACUGUAUAAUGUGUUCUAGGUUGCACCGCCUGCAACAGUGGAAACCAUAAUGACCCAUUAAUACUGUUAUUACACUGUUAUAAAUCAAUACACAUAUAACUGGCUUAUUUUUUUUUCAUUUAGGUUUGUAAUUUUUCACAAUUUUCUUGACUGUAUCUAGUUCAUUUUUGCCUGUUUAUCUAAAAAAAAAAAAUCUUUAAUGCAUCAAAUCUUAAAGAUAAUCCUUUUUAUUUUAUAAUUAAAAAUUGAAUUGAGAAUGAAAUGGUUAUGAUUAGGAUUUUUUCUUAUGAACAGAUUAAAGAGGAGCAUCAGUUAUGUGCUGUUUGUGUGUGCAACUGUUUUUCUUUACAUCCCAGCUUGAGAUGGCUGACCAUCUAGUAUUUAUUAUGUUCUGUUUUAUUGGCUUUGUUUUGAAAUAUUUCUUUCUACCAAAAGACACUUUUUGUCAGUGUGUGUGUAAGGACUACGUCUGAGGGCAGUUUUAUGUUUUUGCUUUCACUAUCAAACUCAUUGCAUCUUGUCAGCAAGUUUUGUGGUUGAACAACCACGCCUAGGUUUUUAUGUAGAUUUUGUCCUGUUUGAACUGGAAUGAAAACAGAAUAUGACCAUGGAUUUGUUUUUUUUUAAGUCACCAGGUGUUAGACCAAGCUAGCUUCUAGUGUUUUUUGAUAAUGACAUUCUGCCUGUAUGAGCAUGGUGUCGCUGUCAUUUCGAUAUCACCCACUUCACCCUCAUCUUUAUUUCAUCUUAAAUAAUUUCAUACCGUCAUCUUUAUAUAAUACCAACAGGCUUGAAAGACAACCAAACUAAAAAAAAAAAACUUGAAUGAUUUUUUUAUUUUAUUUUUUAUUUUGAAAAACUAUAUACAAAAAUCCCACACCCAUUGAAGGGAGACUGAAAUUGUGAUGAAUAUGUAUUUACAAAAUACAAUAGUAUGCUUGAAGUUGUAUGUGUGAUUUUACAGGUGUGUCUAUUAUAUUGAUUGUUGCAGUUUGAUAUGUGCAUGUUUUGGUAUCAAUGUCAACUAAUUAAUAAUUAUGAAUUAAUUCAUUAUAUAUGUAAGUAACUGAUACUAUUCAGCUUGUCUGGCCUGUUGGUUUUAGGUUCUUGAAAUUGAAAUUUCACAUUUU
Molecule: messenger RNA, 5658 nt
Organism: Physella acuta
Lineage: Eukaryota; Metazoa; Mollusca; Gastropoda; Physidae
Product: guanine nucleotide-binding protein subunit beta
Biological process (GO): signal transduction
Molecular function (GO): protein binding
Source: RefSeq, a predicted model, not a curated record